AUGGGGUUGAUGUUCUCCCGGGCCUUUAAGUUCUUCGGCAAGAAGGACUGCCGCAUCCUCAUGGUUGGACUUGACGCUGCGGGCAAGACGACCAUCUUGUACAAAUUGAAACUGGGCGAGAUCGUUACUACUAUUCCCACGAUUGGCUUUAACCUGGAAACUGUCGAGUAUAAGAACAUCUCCUUCACCGUUUGGGAUGUUGGUGGACAGUACAAGCUCAGAGCUUUGUGGAAGCAUUAUUACUUGGGUACCCAGGGUUUGAUUUAUGUGAUAGACAGUAAUGAUAGAGACCGUAUAGAAGACGCGAAGGAGGAAUUGCACCGUAUGUUAGCGGACGAAGAUUUACGCGACGCAGUGCUGUUAGUAUUCGCUAAUAAGCAGGACCUUCCUAACGCGAUGAGGGCUUCCGAAAUAACGGAGAAGCUUGAGCUGCAUCUCCUUAAACAGCGCGCGUGGUACAUUCAGUCAACUUGUGCAAAGACAGGAGAGGGGCUAGUGGAGGGGCUAGACUGGCUCGCAAAAACCGUCGAACGACGUUCCUAA
Gregarina niphandrodes is the source of this 543-nucleotide messenger RNA. RefSeq names its product ADP-ribosylation factor. The coding region runs from base 1 to 543 and encodes 180 amino acids. The record is from RefSeq and is a predicted model, not a curated record. The transcript is spliced from 2 exons. Gene Ontology annotation, molecular function: GTPase activity; GTP binding. Gene Ontology annotation, cellular component: cytoplasm. Gene Ontology annotation, biological process: vesicle-mediated transport; intracellular protein transport. NCBI's taxonomy places the organism in Eukaryota, Apicomplexa, Conoidasida, Eugregarinorida, Gregarinidae.